Messenger RNA from Cyprinodon tularosa, 2195 nucleotides. It is a transcript of the gene srsf5b, whose product is annotated as serine and arginine rich splicing factor 5b. Gene Ontology annotation, cellular component: cytoplasm; nucleus; ribonucleoprotein complex. Bases 179 to 1156 code for a protein of 325 amino acids. The record is from RefSeq and is a predicted model, not a curated record. The transcript is spliced from 8 exons. Gene Ontology annotation, molecular function: mRNA binding. Lineage: Eukaryota; Metazoa; Chordata; Actinopteri; Cyprinodontiformes; Cyprinodontidae.
CUGCUUUCGCAAUAGGUCACGUGGUCUUUUUUUCCCUUUCAAAAGGCUCCGCCCUGCAAGUGCACAGGCACCAUUUUGUUUUAUUCAUCUUUGCAGUCGACGGUUGUAGAGAUAGACUUAAAACAAAAUAAGUAAUAGCUGUGUGAUUCACUAACGUUGAUUAAACGAAACUUUCAGCAUGAGCGGAUGUCGUAUAUUCAUCGGCCGCCUGAGCCCGUCGGCCAGAGAGAAGGAUGUGGAGAGGUUUUUCAAAGGAUACGGCCGCAUUCGGGACAUUGACCUAAAGAGAGGCUUCGGCUUCGUGGAGUUUGACGAUCCCAGAGAUGCUGAAGAUGCUGUUUAUGAACUCGAUGGAAAAGAGCUGUGCAAUGAAAGAGUCACCAUUGAACAUGCUCGUGUGCGCCUGCGGGGCAGCCGUGGACGAGGAGGUGGCGGUGGAGGAGGGCGCUUCUCUGACCGCUAUGGAAGAGGUUCCCAGAACAGUCGGAGCCGAAACCCUCCUCCAAUGCGCACCGAGAACCGUCUGAUUGUGGAGAACUUGUCCUCCCGUGUGAGCUGGCAGGACCUGAAAGAUUUCAUGAGACAAGCUGGAGAGGUGACAUUCGCAGACGCACAUCGCCCCAAACUCAAUGAAGGGGUGGUUGAGUUUGCCUCUCACAGUGAUCUGAAAAAUGCUAUGGAAAAACUUUCUGGAAAGGAAAUCAAUGGAAGGAAAAUCAAACUCAUUGAAGCUGCCAAAAAGAGGUCAAGAAGCCGUUCCCGCUCGGACAGCUCUUCCCGCUCUCGCUCCCGUUCCCGCGGUCGCUCCCAGUCCCGUGGCCGCUCACAGUCCCGCGGCCGCUCCCAGUCACGCUCUCCCAGACGUUCCCGAAGCCCCGCCAAGGCCCACCACCAUUCCCGCUCCCGUUCUCGUUCCCGCUCCCGUAGUGGCACACCUGCACGCGGCGCCUCAUCGCCAAGCCCCAAAUCCAAGGAGCCCAACAAGCGCUCAUCCAAGACUAGCAAAUCUGUAACUCCGUCCUCGCCUCCGCCGGCUCAGAGGGCCUCCAGAUCCCGUUCCCGGUCGAGAUCCCGUUCACGUUCCCGUUCUCGCUCCAGGUCUCCUCGUUCCCGCUCACCUCGCUCCCGCUCACCUUCUACUGACAGUCAACGCUAACUUGGUAAAAAUCCGCAGUAGAAGCAACUAGGAGGGGUUGGUUGAGGCAAACUCCCGUUGCCUCCUUUGAAUACGGAGAGAUGAAUUUUCUUCAAGCAAAUUUAGUUUUUGUUUGGAUUGUUCUUGUGACUGUCCUCAAGUUUUGUCUUUUUGUUUUUACCAACACAUUAACAGUGAUAAAGAAAUUCAUUUGAAUUUCUUUUUUUUCUUUACAAUUUUUUUGUUUUCUUUAUUAUCGAUUGGCAGAUUAUUUCCAGAAUGCUUUGUGUUGCCUCAGCUCUAGAAAUCGAUCCAUUCAAGAGUUAUGACUCAGCAGUUUAAUUGAUAAAAUAGUAAAAGGAGUUCCUAUAACAUCCAGGUUACAGAUCCUUAAAAAAAAAAAAAAAAAAAAAAUUUUAAAUGGCUUGAACUAUCGGACCCUGACUUUUUAUUCCCCUCUUUUUUUCUGCAUCAGUGGGAUAUUCACAUCCUGCCUCCUUGUGCAGGAUUUUCCUCCUUUCCCAUCCACCUGCAGCUGUCGAAGCUUGCACAAAACACGUGUUCAUGCUUCUGUUUUAAGGCAAUUAAACCUCAGAUUUGUGCUUAAAGCUGAAACACGAAUAGGCCUGGCAUUGGCAGCUUCCGUACCAUGCUCACAUCUGUACAGUUGGACAUUUCUCUGAUUAAAACCUGUAAAUUAACUUCAUGUAUGCUACAGUUUUAAUGGGUUCACUGUUUGAUAAUUUUGUACAGAGGCAAAACUUUUGAGGAAGAAGCUAACCGUUCAGUUGCACUCUGUAAGUGAUCAUGUUGCUUCCUAGGGUGAUGUUUCUUAAAUCAGGAGUUUAUGUACAUACAACAGCCUUCUGUUAAGUGUUAAAGUAUACAUGUUACCGCUAGGGUACCUUGGCAGAUGUUUUGUGGGUGAUGAACAGGUGAUCCGAGGGAAAGGUUUUGGGGUUUUUUGUACAUGAGGAUUUUUAUUUUCAGUGAACAUAGAUGUUUGUAUGGUGUAUUGAAAAUAGACUUGAUGAAUAAAACAAUUUUAUUAAACCCUGAA